Tetranychus urticae (two-spotted spider mite) is the source of this 3771-nucleotide messenger RNA. RefSeq names its product DOT1 like histone lysine methyltransferase grappa (gene gpp). Gene Ontology annotation, biological process: DNA damage checkpoint signaling; regulation of transcription regulatory region DNA binding; DNA repair. The record is from RefSeq and is a predicted model, not a curated record. Lineage: Eukaryota; Metazoa; Arthropoda; Arachnida; Trombidiformes; Tetranychidae. Gene Ontology annotation, molecular function: histone H3K79 methyltransferase activity. Gene Ontology annotation, cellular component: nucleus.
GGUGACCAAAACCAAUAGGGAAGUAUAGUCAGUGAAGAGUACUGUAGGUUUACAAAAUGAAGAAGAGAUAAAGGUUUCUUAUUUCAGUGUUUAUCAACAUAAGAAAAUAUUGUGAUUUACAACCAACAAUUUAUAAAUUAUGAUCAGUUGAUAAUAUGUUGGAAUUGGUUUUACAUUCGCCUGCUAAUGGCGACCCUUGUGUUUACUACUGGCCGAUGGAUGAGAAGGCCAAGGGUGAAGGUGCGGUCGAAAUUAUUGAGACCAUCAAGUGGGUCUGUGAUGAUUUCCCGGAAAUGAAACUAGCCCUUGACAAUUGUAUACUUUCUGGAUGUGAUUUGAAGAGCUAUGAGAGUAUGAAAAUUGUCUGUGAUCGUUAUAAUCGGGUAAUUGACUCAGUUCGCCAAAUGAGAGCUGGGACCUCACUGCCAGUUGCAGUACCUACUCGUCCGUCACAAGGCCUUCUGCGCCACAUUAUCCAAAAGGCUUACAAUCAUGCAGUAAUUGAUCCAGAUAAAUUGAACAAUUACGAGCCUUUCUCACCUGAAGUAUACGGGGAAACCUCUUUUGAGUUUAUAUCUCAAAUGAUAAGCCAGAUACCAAUUACCGAGAAUGAUGUGUUCAUUGACCUCGGCUCUGGUGUUGGUCAAGUUGUCCUGCAAGUUGCUGCCUCUACCAAAGCCAAAAAGUGCAUUGGAAUUGAAAGAGCUGAAGUACCCGCCAGGUACGCUCGUGAAUUAGAGAAAUCAUUUCAAUUUUGGAUGCGCUGGUAUGGAAAAAUCUAUGGAGAAUAUGAAUUGUUAAAAGGAAAUUUUUUUGAAGAGCAACAUAAAGAACUAAUCACCAACGCAUCGUUCAUUUUUGUUAAUAACUUUGCCUUCGGUCCUAAUGUUGAUCAUAUGUUGAAAUUACGUUUUGCUGAUCUUAAAGAUGGUGCCCGGAUUGUUUCAUCAAAAUCAUUCUGUCCAUUAAACUUCCGAAUAACCGAUCGUAAUCUAAGUGAUAUUGCAACUAUUAUGCAUGUUCGAGAAAUUCAGCCCAAUAUCAAAGGUUCAGUUUCUUGGACUGGUAAGCCCGUGUCUUACUAUCAUCAUACGAUUGAUCGUCGUAAAUUGGAGGAUUAUUUCUUAAAUAUGAGAGGAGGCAAGAAGUAUAAUAAUAAUAGUAAUUCAAACAGUAACAGCACCACCAAUAAUAAGGAUAACACUACCAACAUCAGUAAUACCAAUAACAAUGCGAACAACUGUCUUCGUCCAGCGAAAGUAAACAAUUCCAAUACAAACUCUAACGAUUCCAGCUCAUCUGAUGACUCAAAGGAUGAUAAGAUAAAAGACGAAAAUUAUUUUGGACCAACAACUCGCAAAGCUUGGUCUGAAUGGUGUAAUAGCAGGUAUCGAGAAAAUUCUAAUUCAAACAGCAACCAAUCUUCAAAUGGAAAUACUCAACUGACUAGCUCUUCUGAAACUGGUUAUCAUUCUGAGUCUAAUGUUCGAUCUCAAGCUAAUGGUAAUGGGGCCAAUAAGCCUGGACGACCACGAAAAUAUGCUCCUGGUGUGUCAGCCGUUGUUCGUCGUGCAACUAAAAAUAAAGCUGGCUCUAGUGGACGUCGUCGUCCCGGCAGACCACGCAAAGAAGGAUUGGAGAUUAAAAAGUCAAAGAAGGCUGUCAACUUCAAUGGUUUAGAUCUUCUUCAUGCGCAAACAGUAUUGAGUAUUUCAAAUUCUGCUGGUGUAAGGACGGAGCCUGCACCUGGAUGUAUCGAUCAAAAACUUGAUACUGUCAAAAGAUCUGAUGUCCCGCCACAAUCUAGCAUUAAUAAGAGUUUUAGCCUUGGAUUUGGUCAAAUGAACAAUUCAUUUAUGGAUGCUGUUAAAAGCUUUGGUAAUAGUAAUGCUGAUAAUAAAUCAGCUCCCACUGACCUUGAUACCAAAGCAAAUGUACUAAAAUCUCCUCUGAUAACGGCAUCAGAAUCUACCCUGGAUAAAAAAGAUUACCAAAAACAAGGAAACCCUGAUUUUAAAAUUGAAGAAAAUGAGAAUAAACCUUUAAAUACCUUUCAUAACUUUGAAGACUAUCAGUAUCUAAUGGAAUCUGUUUCAUCAUCUUUGGACGUGCUUUUCGAUGAUUAUAAGCGGCAGUAUAUGAGUUUACUUUUGUAUAUGCAAACUCCUAAAUACAAGAAUGAGUUGGUUGCUAAAGUCGAUGUGGAAAAGCGAAAACAUUCUAAUCUGCUGGCUCAGGUUGACCUACUGGAACGCACAGUUAACAAUCUUAGAGAUAAAGGAGUUAGUCUUCUUAAAUCUAGAUUGAGUGAGUUAGAUAUUGUUGCUUCAACCUCUGAAGAGCUAGUCACCAAAGCUAAAGAAAUAGUUUGCCGUAACAAAGAACUUCAAGAGCAGGUUUACAUGUAUCAAGAGCAAGUUAACUAUUUGGAUAACCUGAACAAUGCUCUUGCAAAACAUAAAAGCUACGAUACACUGAUGAACGUUAACCAAAUAAAACCCAAAAAUGAAACACAAUUUUCAAAGCCUGUUAAUGUUAAUUUGACAAAGAAAAGUGUACCCUUGGAGACUGCCGAUCGAAUGGAAAUUAAUAUGACUGCCGCUGAACAAGUCGCUCGAAAUCCUAUUGCGACUAAAAAUGAUAACCGAAUUCCACCAAUAACGCAACAAAGUCCGUUGCAAACACCUCCUUCUAAUGGUUACCAGUGCAAUAGUAAUAGUAAUAAUAAUAGUAAUACUCUUGACUCGUGUCGCUUGAUUAAUAUAGAGGAGCGAAUGAAAAAGAUGAUAGUCGCUGCGCUCAAUGACAAAUCUGGAGCCAAUCAGGCAAAUAAACCAGUGAAAAAGGAAAGCCGAAAGAGGUCAAGUUCAAAAGUAUCAAAUAAUGUUAAAGUGAUGAAAACAACUUCUCGUUGUGAUGGUGUUUAUGAUUUCGAUGACGAUGAACCGCCUAAUGUCAGACCUGAAACGGAUUAUCCUAGCAGAUUAAAAGACUCUUCCAAACUUGUUUCCAUUAAAGAUGUAACAAUAACUUCUUCAACUACUGGACAAAGUACAAAAGGAACUGAAGCUCGUUCUACGAAUAAAGUUUCAAACGCCUCUAAUAACCCACCUCAUGAAGAUAAAAAACCAAUUUUAUUAACAUUCAAGAUUGAUCGACGAGAUAAUAGCGCAAUCGUUACUUCACCUGCCAUAUCACCAGAGAAAUCUCCAUCAAAAUCACCAAAAGAUUCUGAAUCAAGUUCUAAAAGGAAACAAAUUUCACCAGAAAGAGUUAAAAAAUCAAGAUCUCCAAAGUAUAGCUCUAUCGUACCUGAGACAACUGGCUCUGAAAAUCGCACAUCAUUAAUCAUCAAGCUAAAUCAUUCAUCUUGUGAAUCAUGUUUUUCCCACCAUUCACUUCUUCCUCUUUCCCUUUGAUCAUCAAUUGCUUUUUAAUUACAGUUAAACGUAGAGAGAUAUAUCGACAUUUUACAACUAAGGAUCAGAGACGAAUUUGGGCAAAAAUGACUGGAAAUUUAACUUUUCCGAUUUCCACUGCCAUUUAUUUAUUUCUCAAGCUCAAGAAUCAAUGCAUCUUUUUUUCUUGUUUGCUUAUUUAUCAAAUUGCAAAUCACCAAGAUUAUUAUUAAAAAAGCAAGAAUAAGCAAACAAAAUAACUAAUUUAUUGUUUAAUUAGACAUGUCAAAAGAAACCAAAACCAUUCUUCUUCCACCCGCCAUCAAAUUGUAAUUUCAUCCUAAAUUAAACAAAAAUUAUUCCAAACUUGUUA